Messenger RNA from Nematostella vectensis (starlet sea anemone), 609 nucleotides. RefSeq lists its product as uncharacterized. The record is from RefSeq and is a predicted model, not a curated record. NCBI's taxonomy places the organism in Eukaryota, Metazoa, Cnidaria, Anthozoa, Actiniaria, Edwardsiidae. Bases 1 to 609 code for a protein of 202 amino acids. The transcript has a single exon.
AUGACAGCUGCAAGGCCUGUGGUGUUUAGACAAGACCUGACAGCUGAAAGACCUGUGGUGUUUAGACGAGACAUGACAGCUGCAAGACCCGUGGUGUUUAGACGAGACAUGACAGCUGCAAGGCAUGUGGUGUUUGGACGAGACAUGACAGCUGCAAGGCCUGUGUUGUUUAGACGAGACAUGACAGCUGCGAGGCCUGUGGUGUUUAGACGAGACCUGAAAGCUGCAAGGCCUGUGGUGUUUAGACAAGACCUGAAAGCUGCAAGGCAUGUGGUGUUUAGACGAGACUUGACAGCUGGAAGGCCUGUGGUGUUUAGACGAGACUUGACAGCUGCAAGGCCUGUGGUGUUUAGACGAGACCUGACAGCUGAAAGACCUGUGGUGUUUAGACGAAACCUGACAGCUGCAAGGCCUGUGGUGUUUAGACGAGACUUGACAGCUGCAAGGCAUGUGAUGUUUAGACGAGACUUGACAGCUGGAAGGCCUGUGGUGUUUAGACGAGACCUGACAGCUGCAAGGCCUGUGGUGUUUAGACGAGACCUGACAGCUGCAAGGCCUGUGGUGUUUAGACGAAACCUGACAGCUGCAAGGCCUGUUGUGUUUAGAUGA